AUGGUAGAAAUUCAGAGAAUUAAAUUCUGGCCACAAAUCAGUUGGCAAACUGGCAGACCAUGUGGUUCGCAGAAGGGGGCUUCACCAGUUCUCUCACACCUUUACUCAGGAGCAUCUGAGCUGAUGCACUCUACAUCUGUGACAGCUUCUGGAGAAGUUUCAAAGGAAGCCCGAGUAAAAGUGAAUAUAGUUGAAGAGACUGAAGUCGCUGUGGAAUUAGUUCCAGUGGCUCCCAAGGGCUGCUCAUUGUUUGCUGGAGAUGGGUCUUGGCUGGCAUGGGAGGCAAUGGCUUGCACUCCACUCUCACGCUGUGUGAUUGAUGUUUCCUAUGGACCUUCUAAGUUGUCUUUGGCUGAAAAAGUUUCACUAUCUUUCCCUCCACUGUCAAGCUUUGAUUUUCAGGCCUACACAAUUCAUAGGGAAAGCAGACAAGUGGAGCAGAAGAAGAAGCGAACCUUCCGGAAGUUCACGUACCGCGGCGUGGACCUGGAUCAGCUCCUAGACUUGUCUUAUGAACAGCUCGUGCAGUUGUACAGCGCUCGGCAGCGGCGGAGACUCAGCCGGGGUCUGCCGCGCAAGCAGCAUUCCCUCUUUAAGCGCCUGAGGAAGGCCAAGAAGGAGGCACCCCCCAUGGAAAAGCCCGAGGUUGUGAAGACACCUUCGAGACAUGAUCAUCCGCCAGAGAUGGUGGGCAGUAUGGGGGGCGUCUACAAUGGCAAGACCUUCAAUCAGGUUGAAAUUAAGCCCGAGACGAUCGGCCACUACCUGGGCGAAUUCUCUAUCACCUACAAGCCUGUGAAACACGGGUCAGGUAUUGGAGCCACCCACUCCUCUUGUUUCAUCCCUCUCCAGUAA
Messenger RNA from Dromiciops gliroides (monito del monte), 855 nucleotides. RefSeq lists its product as uncharacterized. Gene Ontology annotation, molecular function: RNA binding; structural constituent of ribosome. NCBI's taxonomy places the organism in Eukaryota, Metazoa, Chordata, Mammalia, Microbiotheria, Microbiotheriidae. The record is from RefSeq and is a predicted model, not a curated record. The transcript is spliced from 4 exons. Bases 1 to 855 code for a protein of 284 amino acids. Gene Ontology annotation, biological process: translation; ribosomal small subunit assembly. Gene Ontology annotation, cellular component: ribosome; cytosolic small ribosomal subunit.